CAUCAUCCAACUUUAUUGACUUGUCAUCAAAUCACGUGACCGCUUUAUAUAAGUCAGUAGGCCUACACGUGCUCUGGCGUCAUGUUUGACGGUGAAGCAGAUGUCAGUAUAAAAUAAUAACCUUUUCUUUCCUUUCUUAUUUUUUCUCUCUUCCAUUUCUUUUCUUUUAACUACGGUGAUUACAUCACAGAACCGCAGCGUCACAGUAAACCACUGAGUUCAGAUGCUUCACUCUGUGACAAGUGGCUAUUCAACAAGACAACACUGGUUUGGUUUCGGCGUCCAGAAAUGUUUGCAGCAACAAAAUGUCAUCAUCUCCGCAUUACCUUAGUGACGGCCGGCCUGAUGCCACUUUUAUACCCCUGCACUUCAACUUUGGCGUUCAUGCUGCACAGUCCCCCCCGCACUGGCUUUGUCCUUUAUUUUCUCCCACUAUAGCUGGGCUGGUGGGAAAGAUGCGGAGACAGAGGUGUGUGAGGGAAUGAGGUGUGCAAUUAGGAGCACAAUGUAACGCCCUUGCGUUGACUGCCGAAGAGGAGAGUGGUGCGUUGUGGAGUGUGUGGAUUGACCAAGAGCUGGACAAGAAGAGGAGAGAGAGAGAGAGGGAGAGAGAGGGGGGAGAGAGGGUGCAGGGGGGAAUCACUCAAGAUGCCUCGUUUUAGCGUAAUUUGUCCUGCAGACUGUGCCCUUCCGGCGUUUUGAGGGCUGCUGUGAACCGAACGAGAGAGAGAGAGGCAGAGAGAGAGAGAGAAGGAGAGAGAGAGAGGCAGAGAGAGAGAGAAGGAGAGAGAGAGGCUGGCCGGCUACGCUAUGCUGCCUGACCCUGCUGUGUUGUGAUAGCGUUGUCCGAUUGUUUGGAUUGAGGAAGGCUCUCAUCAACCCAAAUCAAUGAGGAUUCUGAGGCCAUUCCUUCAGAAAGGAGCGCAUAUGCUGCAGUGUUUCUGUGGACAACGAUCGAAGUCGACCACUAUCACCAACGGUGAGGAGACUGACACAUAGCAGCAUAGCUUCAUAGGCUACCUUUGCAUGCUUUCCCCCUUUGAGUGAUUAAAAAAAAGAAAGAAUAAAAAAAGGAGAAAGGAGGGGAGAGGAGAAAGAGGUGAGUGGCUUCAUCGCUCGUUGGAUGUGUGAGUACCAUCUUUCGAGUCUGCAGUGGAGAGAGUGUCUCUCUCCCCCCUUGUGGUCCCUCGCAUCUGUCCCGAGUUUUGUGUGCAGUCCUCGGCAUGUCGCGGUUAUAGCUGCUGGCAGUCAUUAACAAGCCGCACUAGUCCAGCGAGGAGUGAGGCUCUCCAGAUGACCAGACCGAGCUGAAUCUGUAGGCGACAGUGUUCCAGUGCUGCAUCCGUAGCGGGCCAAAAAUGGGACAAUGCAGGGACCAAGUCAUUAAACUUUAGGGGCCUGGGAAAGAAAGCCUCGUUUGUAGGGCCCCAAACAAGCUGCGUCCAGCUGCGUCCAGCACCAUGGACAGCGACACAGCACAAUUGCGACGCAUGACACAGGCUCCCAAACUUUUCUUGUUGGUAUUUUUUGCUUUUUUAAACCACAUUUCUCUCGAGUGUGGUGACACCACAGGUUUCACUUGCAGACACAGAGUUCACAAUGAGUUUUAAAAGUACCUUAGUACUUUACCGAACUAAUCCUUGUCCUUCAAAGAUGAUGCGUUAUUGUCCUUUGUGCUUCUUCUUUCACGUCUUAACAUCUUACAGUCAUACACAUAUCAUUUAUUGUCAAAACCCGAAUUGUUUUAAGCAGCAAUGUGCCUAAAUAGUUGGCUUGCAGUGUAACAUUUUGGGCUUAAAUUAGUUUUAGAAUACAUAUUAGUAUUGGAUACUUCCAAAAGUCUCCAAAAGUACUUGAUUGUAGUUUAUUUUUAAUGGUAGUUGGCCUUUAGACAUGUUGUAUUAACUCUUCCUGUUGUUGCUUCUUUUUGUUACUGACUUUUCUUCUUGCUCCUUUUUAUCUCUUUUUUCUCCUUCAUUUUGUGUGUUAAACAAGACUUUCUGAUACGACUGCUACAAUUAUGACUUUUAUUAGUGUCUAACUUCUUGAAGUAACUUGCAGCUUCACAUGGUCUCAUCCAAACAUACAUUCUUCUUGUACUUGUGUGUUGUCCUUCUACUUCAUACUGGCAGUAUCUUACUGAUCAUCAAGAUCAGUUCCAUCCAUCCAUCUGACAUAGAGCAGCCUUUAGCAGUAAAUUAUUUCCUGUACCUUUGUAUUGUAACACUGUAUUAUUGUUUGUGUCCUUCUCUUGCUUGAAUGCUUUCUUGUGGUUUAGAAGUAGGAUAAAAACAUUUUUAAAGAUUUUUUGCACUGUUAUCUUUCCUUGUUUUUUAAUCCAUCAAAACCAUCUGUUCUGUUUCCUUCUCUUACACCUUUCAUUCAACAUGUAAAUUUACAAAGAAUCAACAGAUUAUCUAAUCCCACCUUUUUCACAACUUUCAAACUAACUUUUUUUCUAUUCAGUCUUGCACCACCAUUUUUUUUUUCACCUGUAUGUUGCCACAUUAAAAACUAACCUGUGCAUUCGGAGGAAGAUUGAAACACCGUUUCUCUCUUUUCCAUCACAUGCAGUUUGUAAUAUCUCUCAGAGUGUCAGCUGGAGCAGCUUUCAAAUUCAGGGCAGAUAAUUAGAAACUCCAUUAAGCACAGUUGAUUCCUCUGAGAUAGUUGGACCAAAAGCAGCAUGCACACUGGGAUCACACUGAUAUAAAGCACAACCAGUCCUUUCCCUGCAUCACUGUUCACUUACAUGAAACUCAGUCCAAACUUUGUGAGUCAGCUCCUUCCUACAGACCAAAAAACAAAAGAAAACCCCUUAAUACCUGAAACUUUUUCAGUGGAAGAUGUCUGGCUCAUAUACUCAUAUACAUGUUUUACUCUUUGUCACGACGCAGUUAACUCAAUUUACAUUUACACAAUAUGGCAACAGCCAGUGUUAGCACUGUUUUACAUUAUAUUAUAUUGAUUUACCUAAAAAAAAAGGAUAAACAAAAAAAGGACAGACAGAAUGAAAAAAAAACAAGCUGGUUUAGGUGACUUUGUGAUCACUUCAUGGUUGUUGUUGUUGUUGUUAAACAGGCCUUACAUCAUUUUUAGAUUUUCACACACCUCUGGUUGAAAUUUAUUAUAAAGGUCAGAGCAGAAAGGGCAGCCUGAUUUGAAAUGACUGGAGGCAGUAAGUAAGCACUAGUUUACCACAAGGGAGGCAUACAGUAUAUUGCCAAGAGGUAACAUGAACCGGGAUUGUAAUGCGGCAAAAACCGGUAUGAUGCAGUUUUCAAGGUUAUCCAGGAAUUACCGGAUCUGUCAUCUUUUGAAAUUCUCCAAAUUUUUGUGAAUCUCAAGGACGCACUGAGACAUUCAACACCCGAGACUGGAGUCAGUUUCUGUCUUGAGCACGGCAGUUAACUCGUGUGGCCACAAGAGAGCAGCAGAGUUGCACAUAUUCCUAUGCAAUAAAGCGCGUCUGUUGGCUUUGACAGCUUUUGGUUUAAUUUUCAAACCUUGUUUUAAGGUGUUUCACAUGGAAUAGUAGUCUGAUAAUAGUCUGCUACAACGAACUCCUUCGAUGUGAAAUCUAUUUUAGUGUAUCAUUUAAAUGGUUGUCACACAUUACUGUCUGCAGCAGCGUCUUUUCACUUGUGGCCAUAUCUCUGCUGGAGUGACGUGAGCAUCAAUUGUGAGCUGUGGUAGAAGCUGGAUGGAUGGAUGGUCGGAUGGAUGGAUGGAUGGGAGAACCUCAUUAGGGAAUACUUUAUCUUUGUCUGACAGAGGCUGAGUCUUAUGACUCUGGAUGCCUCAAAGUGCCUCCCAGUCUCAUGUCAUAUGAGAGACCACAGGCAGGACGAACACUUUUGUAUUCCUGCAAACUGUACGGGCUGGAGGGAUGAAUAUUGUAUGGUGGCUUUUAUACAUGCUGCAGGGUUAUAUUUAGUUGUUUUUUUUACAAUUUUCUAGAAACUCAGUGUGAAUGGCAACCUUUAUCACACACAGAGCUAGAGUAUUAAACGCUUGUUAAAUCACGUUGGUGUUUGUGCUGCAAGAGGAGAAAAUCCUAAACCAUACCCCCGUGUUCUCUGUCAUACUGUCAAAAGAAUCUGAGGUGAAAAAAUAAGCUUUUAAAUGUUUCAUGUUUUGUCAGGGGAGAAGGAGCGGUUGGCUGUGCUGUUGGCUGCUCACGUGUUCUCAGCUGUGUGUGUGUGUGUGUGUGUGUCUGUUUGUGUGAGAGCAAGAGAGAGAGAGGGAGAGAGAGAGAGAGAGUUCUUCUGCACCUCCACAUUAUUUCAAUAAUAGACAUGAAUCUUAAGGCAUGCCUUCAGGAAAUGGGACACAUGCCUACUCUCUCUCUCUCUCGCUCACACAUGCAUACACAUGUCGUGUGUGUGUACUCCAGCUGUGGUGAAAACAGAGCAGUUUGCUCACACCAGUCACCAGAUGUGAUGUUCUGUGGCAGAAACACAUUUGUAUUCAUCACCAAGCACUGAAUUCAACAGCAGUUUCAGUGUGAACAGCGUUUCUAAUCCCAGAAAUAUUAUGCUGAUGCUGGGUCUUAUAAUUGUCUCAAAUGUGCAUGCAGCACCUGUACUUUCUUUACGUUGCACCUACGCUGUGGUCGGUCGGCCAGCAUCACUGUUGAUUUCUGUUGAUACCUGUUGCAGAUGCAGUCGUACACGUAUGUCGAGGUGUUCCUUUAGGAAAUAUAAAGUAAUUUCUGCAGUGUUGUGGCACAUACAUCACUUCCUUUACCACCUGCAUAUAAUUUGAUGAAAUGAUUUAUUAAUUUAAAACCCAAUAUACUGUAUAUAAUAAAGAUCUUAAAUGUUAUAUGGAGCUGUACACCUCCAAAAUGUCUUGGUCUUCUACCGGACAGAGGGCAUCUUGCACCCACAAUAUGAUUUUAAAUAAUUUUUUGGCCUUAAAAUCUGCUCAUAUUUAAAAAAAAAAAAUCUGAGAUACAUAGCUUUAAUUUUUAAAUGAUUUUAAGCUUUACCAUCUGAGACGUCCCCUUGUACUAUACCUUUAAGCUGUGCUCAUUAUCUCUGUUACAUAUUUAAACAGGCCUAAUGAUUAUUACGGCCAAAAUGUGUUAUAAUAUGAUAUGAUAUUUCAUCUGCUCCUUUUUGCAUCUAAGAUUUUAGUGGGUGAACAUCUAAAUAGGACAAAAGGCCCAAAGUCACAAUCCUUCAUCUUUACAAACAUCCAUCAGGCCAGUUACAUGUCCUCUCCUGUUGUACAACAUGUUUUAUUCAAUUUUUUUUUUUUAUCGGGGUGUCUGUGAUCAUUUAUCAUUCCUCUUAUAUCGCCCAUGAGAAUUCCUAAUACGAUCACGUAUGAUUGCGUUAGAAGAGUUGGAGAAGGAGAGAGAGAGAGAGAGAGAGAGAGAGUAGUGUGUGCUAGGGAAACAGAGAGAAAGUGAGAGCAAGUGUACGUGUGUGGCGUGUGUGUGUGUGUGAAAGAGAGAGAGAUAAAGACAGGGAGGGAGGGAAGAAGGGAGAGAGAGAGAGCGACAAAAAGGGGGAAAGAGAGAGAGAGAGAGAAAGAGAACCCCAUGGACCGUGACAGUUAACUCCAGCUGUCGGCACUGUUACAAACCGACAGCAUCCAUUCAAGACUGGAGCAGAGAAUUUGCAAAGCCUUUUUUAAAAAAAAAAUCAUUUGUGAACUACAACAAACAGAACUCCGGCGGCCACAUCGUCAACUAAUUGUUGCAUUCCAGACGUGAAUCCCUCACUGGAGAUUUAAAUCACAUCUCUGCAGCAUCCUUGCACAGAAACCUCUGCUACCGAUUUCCCCCCUGGCUGCUUUUGUUGCCGUCGUCGGAAGCGGAGGAGACUGAACUCGGACAUUUGGACAUCCAGAUCAACGAUGCACCAUGCCAUUCAUCCUGUGGGCUGAAUAAUUGGGGAAGAAAAAAAAAAGUUGGGAUUCAUUCUCCUGCUACACACGACCGUGUUAUGGAUGGAUCUGGGUUGAUGCGAGUGUAAUGUAAAGGCGUCAGGAAGCCAGUGAGGAGGCUGCUGAGGCAGCUGAGACACGGCGCUGUUCACCUGGAGUACCUGGAGCUGUCCACUGAAGCGGUGCUGAAUCAACUUACACUAACACUGUUGCUUAUUUUCCACCUCUGAUAUGUGGAGCUCGGCGGGCUCAGACGCACAUGUGAUUCCCUCAUAGGCUGGGGUUAGUGGCUGUUGAUUUCUACCAGCGCAAACUUAACACCCUCCCUGCCACCCCUCCCCGAAGAGGAUGCUACCUGACGGCGCAGGAAUGAAGCUGUGAACUCUGACGGUUUCAUGAUCAGGAUGACAUUUGGGUGAAAAACACUCGUGGCUCAAAAGGACCAGAACAGACGCUUUGGUUGCGCUUCACGCCAAGACAUAAGCAGCUGCGCCAAAACCCGCACCAGACUGCCGAACUAGACUCUCGGGGUUUUCACAGUCUCGGUUCGGGGAGAUGGCUGCGAUCGCCAGCUCCCUGAUCCGUCAGAAACGUCAGGCGAGGGAAUCGAACAGCGACCGGGUCUCCACUUCGAAGCGUCGCCCCAGCCCCAGCAAAGACCCUCGCUCUCUAUGCGAGAGGCAUUUCUUGGGGGUUUUCAGCAAAGUCCGUUUCUGCAGUGGCAAGAAAAGACCAGUUCGGAGGCGACCAGAUGCACCCUCCAAACCUCCACAGGUGUCCCAUAAGGGCUGCAGGCUAGAGCCGCAGCUGAAAGGCAUCGUGACACGACUGUUCAGCCAGCAGGGUUUCUACCUGCAGAUGCAGCCGGAUGGAACCAUCGACGGCAGCAAGGACGAGAACAGCGACAACACUCUGUUUAAUCUUAUUCCUGUGGGUCUGAGAGUGGUGGCAAUUCAGGGAGUGAAGAGUGGCUUCUACAUCGCCAUGAAUGGCGAAGGCAUGCUCUACAGCUCGGAGAUGUUCACGCCAGAGUGCAGGUUUAAGGAGUCUGUUUUUGAGAACUACUACGUGAUCUACUCAUCCACUGUGUACCGUCAGCAGGAGUCAGGCCGAGCCUGGUUUCUUGGCCUCACCAAGGAGGGACAAGUCAUGAAGGGCAACCGAGUCAAGAAGACAAAGCCCUCAUCGCACUUUGUGCCCAGGCCCAUAGAAGUUUGUAUGUACAGGGAGCCAUCACUGCAUGAGAUACAGGAGGACAAGCAUCGCUCCCGAAAGAGCUCAGGGACUCCCACUAUGAAUGGAGGGAAAGCCGUCAAUCAGGACUCCACAUAACAUUGAUGGGAGGGGCUUCUACUAGUGGGGCGUGGCCUCAUCCAGCUUCAGAGAAGAAGGGCCACUGGAAAAGUCAUUGUCCACGAGAAAUAUACCAUCAUGGCCUCUGAAACAACAGAGGGUGUUGUGACGACACCAAGGGGCUUCGUAAUACUGUACAAGACAAAAACUGAACUUUUGCCUGUGAAAUACUUUUAGAUGAAUUAAUAUAAAACCAAUCAUGUAUAUAUAUAUAGAGAGGUAGAUAGAUAUAAAGCAUAUCUAUCUAUCUAUAUAUAUAUAUGUGUAUGUCUAUAUAUAUGAGAAGAGCAUUAUUUUCAAACAGGACUUGACCAAUAUUUUAUGCAAAAAAGCUGUGAUAAAUGAAGAAUGGUGGUCUCUCUCUUCACACGAAUACAAAUAUCUAUCAUUUUCAACGUAUGCUGUGAAAAACGAGCUUUAAUACUCAUUCAAUUUUCAUAUACAGAUUUUGUCUUAACGCUAUUGCACUCCCAUACACUGUGCCUCUUUUGGCAACUGUGUCAUUCAAUGACCCCAUGUUUUUUUUUUUUUUAGCCUAAAACACAAUUUUCAUUUGCUCUUGUUUUGUUUUGCAUCUUUUUCUUGUAAUAUAAUCUUGGUUAUGAAGGUUGGAGUGAAUGUAUUUGAUAGUUCUCCUGGUUGGAGUCCAACUGAAUCAGAGUGAUCACAGGACAGGAUGUUCUCUACUCAGGUGUGUACUGUAUGUUAGACUCAUGAGAAUGAUGGACAGAUGGGGCUUCCCCAUGUUGUCCUACUGCGAAAGUCAGGACUGGAACAAGCAAUAUAACAGAUAGCCGUCUCGUAUGUAUCUGGAUUAUUUUGAAUAAGAUGACACUGUAUCUCCAUGACGGGCGCGUAAGUCAGUGAAGAAGACCGACUGAGAAAGUUGUUAAAGGAGGUGAAAGUCUGAUUUGAGCUGUUUUGAUAUAGCCUCAGUUUAGUUCUUAGCGAGGAUUGUUAGGUUUUAGCAAUAGAGACGUCCGAACUUGUGAAAAACGACAAAGAAACCUGUUCUCUCUGCAGGUUGAGAGGAAAAUAAAGACCAGCAGCAGCACUGUAUGAGCCAUGGCCCAAAAGGUCAUUUCACAUUUGCACCGCGAGACCCCUUUUACUCUGCUGUUAGUUCAGCUACACCAACAACUGUAACGAUAUUACAAUAACCAACGCUUUGGCAGCAUAUGGACAAAUUAUUGUUGAUCAAAGACGUCUUCCGCUUUUUUUAAGGAAGGUAAAGGUUGGACGUUGUUACGACAGACCCAGCAGUUAAAGAGUUCUAUGAUUUCUGCGUAUUAUUGCUAAAGCAUUAGUGUUUUCUUCAGCAGACUUCACCACCUGCACGACUGUUCAUUUAUCAGCUGAUCUAUAUCCGAUGUAAGGUCUGGGAGUCAGACCUUUUUAUCACAGUUGAAGCAAAGCAGUUCACCCAGUAGCCAGACUGCAGAAAGGCAAGGUGGCAUCUCACCAUUUCGUUUUCCUUCACUUGAAUAACAUCCCCCCCUCCGACCCCACCCGUUCGUUCCCUGACCCCUGAAACGAGCCCUUUGCAUCGUUGUGGAGGAACGCUUCCCUGCUCACAGGGCUGUGUAGACAAGGUGAAUCGUCUGGUACGCUGCACAUGGCACUGUACACACUGCAUAACUCAUUCUUAAUCUCCACUUAGCUUGUCUAACUCAGGAAGUCCUUCGGAGGGGGGUGAGAUGUACAGCAAUGGCUGACCGAUCGCCAUUCAGCGCUCAUCGCACAAAUCCUGGCCACUGAUGUGGUGUUUAAUGACGUCAGGCCGGGUCGAAGAUGGUGUACAGCCAAGUGUAGCCAAUAGGAAAGUUUAAAAAGUGGGUUGUCUGAAGAGGCCUGACAAAGCAUGAACACUGCAUGAUUGUAAAAGCUGACGUGAGCUUUGUUUGUUUCCUUUAGGUGGAAGCAGCUAAACGAUUGUUUUAAAUUUCUAACAAAUGGGUUCAAGACCAUUUUUAUGUGUUAUUUUAGUCAGUAUUUUGUUUUUUUUCAGAGAGAGAGUAUAUGUGUCUCUCUAUCAACUGGUUGGAAGUUUUAUGCUGGGUUGCUGGUACAUACAGUAAAUAGCACAUACUUAGAUGCACAGAGCAAACUGCAGUGAUUUAUCCUCAUAUAUUUGGGAGAAUAUUCCACCCGGGCACAGGUGGCAACUAACCUGUAAGAGCCAGUGGUAGACUAGUUCAACCUCCGACAUCAUCUUAACAGCAUUACAGUGAUACAUAUAGUAUGUUUGACUACUGUGAAAGUCAACAGGCAAGACCAGCAUAUAUCAGUAUCUUUUUAUAUACAGGUUUAUAUUGGUGCACAUGAGAUACAUGUGGAUUUAAAGCAAUGCAUGAAAAUUGGAUGUACUGUACAGGAUCUCAACUGUGGCAUCGGAAUGAAAGGAUUUCAGCAAAAAGAUGAAUAAAACAUGGGUGUAAAAUAGUGGGCCGGAGGGGAAAAAAUGAAAAGAAAAGCACUUUUUUUGGCAGGAUUAUUGAUGCGUGAAAGGACGAAGCGAAGAAUGUGAUUGUAUUUGGUAUGGAGGAUAAUUUGUUACUUUUAUGUUUGCAGAACACGCUCAUAUAUGCAUUACGGAUUGUGAGAUGAAAUUAAAAAUAUGCAUUGAUACAUAAAAAAAAAUCAGAAUGAAGUUAGUGAUUGUUUAAGAAUAAAGACUAUGUUAUCAAA
Molecule: messenger RNA, 9939 nt
Organism: Cynoglossus semilaevis (tongue sole)
Lineage: Eukaryota; Metazoa; Chordata; Actinopteri; Pleuronectiformes; Cynoglossidae
Gene: fgf12a
Product: fibroblast growth factor 12a
Exons: 6
Coding region: 6454-7230 (258 amino acids)
Molecular function (GO): growth factor activity
Source: RefSeq, a predicted model, not a curated record